CCCAAUCCCAAUCCCAAUCUUUCUGCCCAAAACAAUUCAACUGUGGCAACCUCAUAAACGUCACUUUUCCUUUCACCAACAUGUCACAACCCAACUGCGGAUUGCACACCUUAGAUUGUGGUGCCAGGCCAUUUCCCAGAGUUAAGUUUGGAGAACAACAAUAUGAUAUUAAGAAUAUUAGAGGUGAAAGUAUGCGUCUCUUCAACCCCCUUCCACAGAGUUACUUUCUGGAACGAAAUUGCAACAUUUUUUACAGAAAGUUCUCAUCAUUUCCCACCUCUGCUUUGAUUUCGUUUGUUCCUCGUAUGCAUAACUUCUACAGAUGUGAUCGGAAGUCAAAUGUUAGCUUGCAGAAGAUUGGUCGUUACUUUAAUGGAUUUGCGAGCUAUAAUAAGUGCAAGAACUUCGUGGUGUACUAUAGAGAGGGCCGCAAUGAUACUGCCCCAGGCGGCAGCCUUCCUGCAGAGUGUUCAAUUAUUCAAUUGCCAUUUCGAAAGAACUCCAGAGCAAGUGACCUAUUUCGGAAAUUAAAUUCUCCGAUUUCUGUAGAAUGGGAGGUCUCUGAAACUUGUGAGGAUUGUCAUUAUAAAGGGGGGAGAUGCCUAAUUGACCACAAUAACACUACUCUUUGCUCUGGAGUUGCAGGAAAAAGUAUCAAGUCAAAGGUCAUUCUGGUAACAGUUUUUGGUGGGGUAAUAUUGAUCCUGGCAACAAGUUUGGUGGUCAUGUAUUUUCGGAAUCGCAAGAAGGGAUGUUUUGGUUCUUCUUCAUCCUCAAAACGUGACCUCGAGGGAGGCAGCAAGUACUUUGGGGUUGCAGUUUUCUCCUACUCCGAACUUGAAAGAGCAACGAACAAGUUUGAUUCUUCAAAAGAACUCGGAGAUGGAGGAUUUGGAGCUGUUUAUCACGGCAAACUUCGAGAUGGAAGAGAAGUUGCAGUGAAGCGGUUGUAUGAGCACAACAGCAAGAGAAUGGAGCACUUCAUUAAUGAAAUAAAAAUCCUCACCCAUCUAAGGCAUCAAAAUCUUGUAACCCUCUAUGGCUGCACGUCGAGGCGCAGCCGUGAGCUCCUCCUUGUUUAUGAAUACAUCCCUAAUGGAACAGUUUCAGAUCAUCUCCAUGGGGAAAGGGCAAACCGUGUAACCCUCGCGUGGCCAAUCCGAAUGAACAUUGCAGUAGAAACCGCUAUUGCACUUGCUUAUCUCCACGCUUCUGACAUAAUACACCGCGAUGUGAAGACUGCUAACAUUCUUCUCGACAACAACUUUUGUGUAAAAGUUGCUGAUUUCGGGCUUUCAAGGCUUCUCCCUUACAACGUCACACAUGUCUCCACUGCACCGCAAGGGACACCAGGGUAUGUUGAUCCCGAGUAUCACCAGUGCUAUCAGCUAACUGAUAAGAGCGACGUUUAUAGUUUUGGAGUUGUCCUGGUUGAGCUCAUAUCAUCAAUGCCUGCUGUGGAUAUAAGUAGACACAGAGACGAAAUCAAUCUGGCGAAUCUAGCGAUAAACAAGAUACAAAGACGUGCAUUUAAUGAGCUGAUCGAUCCAUCUCUAGGGUUCGAGACAAACACCGAAAUAACGAGGAUGAUCACUUCAGUGGCAGAGCUAGCAUUUCAAUGCUUGCAAGCCAAGAAAGAAAUGAGGCCUACAAUGGAUGAUGUAGUGGAGACACUGAAGGGGAUUCAAGGAUGUGAUGAGUUCAGAGAGGAUGCAAUAGAGGAUCAGACAAAUAAGAAUACUAAUGUUUCUAGCAGUGUAAAAGUCCAACCCACAUUGGAAUCAGAAGAUAUUGUCUUGUUGAAGAAGAUCAAUAGGUUCCCAACUUCUCCAACUUCAGUGACUGAUAGGUGGACCAGUUGCUCUACUGCAACCAGUAACAGUUCAUGA
Molecule: messenger RNA, 1889 nt
Organism: Ipomoea triloba (trilobed morning glory)
Lineage: Eukaryota; Viridiplantae; Streptophyta; Magnoliopsida; Solanales; Convolvulaceae
Product: LEAF RUST 10 DISEASE-RESISTANCE LOCUS RECEPTOR-LIKE PROTEIN KINASE-like 1.1
Exons: 4
Coding region: 81-1889 (602 amino acids)
Biological process (GO): protein phosphorylation
Molecular function (GO): protein kinase activity; ATP binding
Source: RefSeq, a predicted model, not a curated record